AUGGACGGCGGAGAUAAUUUCCAAGACACGCUCUGGCAAAACCUGAACUUUGCCCGCGAAGCCCUCUUCUCCCAGCAGACCCUCGCCCUCCUAAACCAGCACGUCCUCAGCCCCUCGUCGCCCCUCCAGACCCUCCGCCGCCAGUUCGUAGACCUCCUCUCGACGCUCUACAACGAGAUCAUGUCGCCCGUGCUGCGGCCGGUCCUCGACCGCGCCGCGCAGGCACUCAUCAACUCGCCCGACGUCGUGGUCCUCGCGGCGGCCGUCCUCGUCCUCCUGUUGGCGCUGCAGGUGCUGCUGUGGGUGCGGCGCGUGGUCGCGUGGUUCACGGCGCUGGUGGUGCGGCUCGUCUUCUGGGCAUGCGUCGCUGCGGUGGUGGCUGCCGUGUGGCAGCGCGGGCCCGACCAGGCCGCGCGGGACCUGGCUGCGUUUGUGGGCGUGGUGAGCGGUUAUGCGACGCUGCUGUACCGGUAUACGAGGGACGUCUGGCUCAGGGAGUAUGAGCGGUACGAGGCGCAGCAGAGUUUUGGGAAUAGGGAGGCGCAGGACUAUCUCCAGAACAGAGCGGCUCGCGGUGGGCUGUGA
Diaporthe citri is the source of this 585-nucleotide messenger RNA. RefSeq lists its product as uncharacterized. The record is from RefSeq and is a predicted model, not a curated record. The transcript is spliced from 2 exons. NCBI's taxonomy places the organism in Eukaryota, Fungi, Ascomycota, Sordariomycetes, Diaporthales, Diaporthaceae. Bases 1 to 585 code for a protein of 194 amino acids.